UUGCGCGCUCUCGCCCUGGGAGCCGCAGUCUCGGGAGCGCCAAGGUGUUUCAGUAGUCUCUUGCCAGUGACUCCCGUGAACCCGGUGUCUUUAGGCUGCAUCCCGGGCAGGGACGUCCGCCGGGCACGGGAGGGGGCCAAGAUGCCGAUCAAUAAAUCAGAGAAGCCAGAAAGCUGUGAUAAUGUGAAGGUGGUUGUUAGGUGCCGGCCCCUCAAUGACAGAGAGAAAUCAAUGUGCUACAAACAGGCUGUCAGUGUGGAUGAGAUGAGAGGAACUAUCACUGUACAUAAGACUGAUUCUUCUAAUGAGCCUCCCAAGACAUUUACUUUUGAUACUGUUUUUGGACCAGAGAGUAAACAACUUGACGUUUACAACUUAACUGCAAGACCUAUUAUUGAUUCUGUUCUUGAAGGCUACAAUGGGACUAUUUUUGCAUAUGGACAAACUGGAACAGGCAAAACUUUUACUAUGGAAGGCGUUCGAGCCGUUCCUGAACUUAGAGGAAUUAUUCCUAAUUCAUUUGCUCACAUAUUUGGUCAUAUUGCAAAAGCAGAGGGUGAUACAAGAUUUUUGGUUCGAGUAUCAUAUUUGGAAAUCUAUAAUGAAGAAGUUCGUGACCUUUUGGGCAAGGACCAGACACAGAGGUUAGAGGUUAAAGAAAGGCCUGAUGUGGGAGUUUAUAUCAAAGAUUUAUCAGCUUAUGUGGUGAAUAAUGCUGAUGAUAUGGAUAGAAUUAUGACUCUAGGCCACAAAAACCGUUCUGUUGGUGCGACCAAUAUGAAUGAACAUAGCUCCCGUUCCCAUGCCAUCUUUACAAUUACUAUAGAAUGCAGUGAAAAAGGCGUUGAUGGUAACAUGCAUGUCAGAAUGGGGAAGCUCCAUCUUGUAGAUCUUGCUGGUUCGGAAAGACAAGCAAAAACAGGAGCUACUGGACAGCGCCUAAAGGAAGCUACAAAAAUCAACCUCUCACUUUCCACCCUGGGUAAUGUAAUUUCUGCCUUGGUUGAUGGAAAAAGCACUCAUGUGCCUUACCGUAACUCCAAAUUGACUCGCCUUCUUCAGGAUUCCUUAGGAGGAAACUCAAAAACUAUGAUGUGUGCAAAUAUUGGGCCAGCAGAUUACAAUUAUGAUGAAACUAUCAGUACAUUACGGUAUGCCAACCGUGCUAAGAAUAUUAAAAAUAAAGCUAGAAUUAAUGAAGAUCCAAAGGAUGCUCUGCUUCGUCAGUUUCAGAAAGAAAUAGAAGAACUAAAGAAAAAGCUUGAAGAAGGGGAAGAAAUAUCAGGCUCUGAUAUCAGUGGGUCAGAGGAGGAGGAUGACGAAGAGGGCGAAGUUGGAGAAGAUGGAGAGAAAAGGAAAAAGAGAAGGGAUCAAGCAGGUAAAAAGAAAGUUUCCCCAGAUAAGAUGGUUGAAAUGCAAGCAAAAAUUGAUGAGGAGAGAAAAGCACUUGAAACAAAGCUUGACAUGGAAGAAGAAGAAAGAAACAAGGCUAGGGCUGAAUUAGAAAAACGGGAAAAAGAUCUCCUUAAAGCCCAACAAGAGCAUCAGUCUUUGUUGGAAAAAUUAUCUGCUUUGGAGAAGAAGGUAAUUGUUGGUGGUGUUGAUUUGUUGGCCAAAGCUGAGGAACAAGAAAAACUUCUUGAAGAAUCUAAUAUGGAACUGGAAGAAAGGAGGAAAAGAGCAGAGCAACUUCGCAAAGAACUUGAGGAAAAAGAGCAAGAACGCUUGGAUAUUGAAGAAAAAUAUACCAGUUUACAAGAGGAAGCUCAGGGAAAGACCAAGAAAUUAAAGAAAGUUUGGACUAUGUUGAUGGCUGCAAAGUCAGAGAUGGCUGAUCUCCAACAGGAACAUCAGAGAGAAAUUGAAGGGCUACUAGAAAACAUUCGGCAACUGAGCCGGGAGCUUCGGCUUCAGAUGCUUAUUAUUGAUAAUUUUAUACCUCAGGAUUAUCAGGAAAUGAUUGAAAACUAUGUCCAUUGGAAUGAAGACAUAGGGGAGUGGCAGCUAAAAUGUGUUGCCUACACAGGAAAUAACAUGAGGAAGCAAACUCCAGUACCUGAUAAAAAGGAGAAAGAUCCCUUUGAAGUAGACCUUUCUCACGUGUAUCUUGCCUAUACUGAAGAGAGUCUGCGUCAGUCUUUGAUGAAAUUAGAAAGGCCACGGACUUCAAAGGGAAAAGCAAGGCCAAAGACAGGGAGAAGAAAGCGUUCUGCAAAGCCUGAGACCAUAAUUGAUUCUUUACUUCAGUAAAUGUUACAGACUUAAAGUCACAAUAAAAAUUAGUGAUGUUCUCAUGCCUGGACAAAAUCUUUAAUUAAAACCCUGAAGACUUCUGUGUAAUUUCAAAUACUGGAAGCUGUAAAUCAUGGAGUAAGACUGGAAAUAACAAUUUGCCUAAUAACUUUUAGACUAUAUAUAUGUUAAGAUAAUAUAAAAUAUUAAAAUUGUACAACUUGUGAUUGUUUAAAUUGUCAUACUACUCUUCAACUUUACUGUGCUGAGAAGCUGGGGGAACAGUUCACACAUAGAGUUGCAGUUUCUAUAUAUGUCUAAAUCUGUUAGCUAUUUACCCAAUUACUAAAUAUUUAGAUGACCAAAUUUCAAAAUAGAAAAAAAAGUAUGUCCUGUUUUGCACAUAGAAAGUAGUAGAUAGAAUUGUCCUGUGUUGCAUUGUUACAUGUGAACAUUUGGGCUGCACAACUAAAAAAUGACUGUCCUAACACUGGCCCUACUGGCCUGUGUAAAUAUGCUCUAGUUUUAUACUAACAUUUGUUGCAUUUUAAGUAUAAGAUGACGAUUUUAUUGAUCUCCUAUAGAAAAUUUUAUAAUCCAAAAGCAAUUCUUCAUAAGUAUACAUUUUAA
Messenger RNA from Castor canadensis (American beaver), 2862 nucleotides. The record is from RefSeq and is a predicted model, not a curated record. NCBI's taxonomy places the organism in Eukaryota, Metazoa, Chordata, Mammalia, Rodentia, Castoridae.